AUGCACGUACUAAAGGAGGCUGCUGAACACAACGUCGAUCUGGAUGCGUCACCACCCAAAAAGACGUCCUUUAUGAUCGAUGACUUACUAGACGUUUCUCCACCGUCUCCUCCUCCUCAGCCAUCUACCAGCGGAUGGAAACGCAAGUUAGAACCUGCCCAAAGUAACAUUCCUGAGAAGCGAUCCCAUGACGAGGAGCUUGAAGACAUACUUGCUGAGUUACGCGCACCAGAGAUACCGGAAGAAGUACUCACACAAGUUGCUGAGACCGCCGAAGACGAAGUCUUUAUCAGCGAUAUCAUUCACAAGAUCAAUAGUACCGACAACCUAUGGACGUUCAUCUAUAGGGGUCCUCCACCUACUAUUGUUAGUAACAGUCGUGUUAGUGCAAUCAUAAUACAACACUCAGACCAUUAUCAUGUCGUUUUCCAAGCGCUGCCACAAAACCAAAAUCGUUCAUUACAACGCAUCCUCCAAGUUAUGGGUAUUCCCUCUACCUUUACCUUUGAUGUUCUGGCCACGUUACAACCGGUAGUCGAUUGGUUUCGCCUUCGCUCCGUAUCUCGCCCGCACAGGGUAUCCGUUCAGGUACUAGGCAAGCACUUACAACACUUGGCACAACACAUUGGCCUGACACCCGUAGACCAAAAAGAUUGUGCCCACACUGAACCGCGAGUCUCGUAA
Molecule: messenger RNA, 684 nt
Organism: Dicrocoelium dendriticum
Lineage: Eukaryota; Metazoa; Platyhelminthes; Trematoda; Plagiorchiida; Dicrocoeliidae
Source: the annotation of a GenBank genome assembly